AUGUUUUCGGGUGUAGUGGAUAAAUUGAACGAAGGCUGGAUCUUCACACUCUUAUCAACCUGCCUUUGCGUUCUUGGGUGCUUUAUCAUCUACAUAGAUGAUUUAUACUCACUAUUACUUCCUAAAUACAUAACGAAGAGGUACAAGUUUGAAUUACGUGAGAACUAUGCCUUUAUGAAUGCUUCGCUCCUGUUUAGUUCGGGUUGCUUGAUCUUCACUGCCCUUUACAGAUUGCUUCCUGAAGGGAAGUCGUACAUGAAUAAGGCAUGCAGCGAUGGUGAUGAAACUAAGAAGUGUUCUAAUGCCCAGAGCUUGUUAACUUACUUAUUUGUCUCUUAUACGGGAGGCAUGAUUGUUUGCUUGUCGUUGAACGCUGUGUUGCAUUUGAUCACCAGUAAAUCGGUCGUUCACUGUAAGCAUAGUGGAGAUGAGGAGAAUCAUGGGUAUGAAGUUGAAACAUCAAAUCAUCAUUCGCACAGCCACCGGGGCACCCGUGGUGAUCACGAUUCGACGGCAGCAAACGGACAGGCGCAUAUCCAUGCACACACUCACAGCAAUGAGAACCAUGCUGAAGGUGAAGACUCCCCAUUAAUACCAAAGAUCAGAAGAACUAAGUCGCUCCUUCACUACAUUACAAACUCAGAUGACGUUGGGGAAUGCAAGGGCUAUGCAUCGGCCGAUGUGUAUCUUUUCCAUAGUGGAACCCAUGAUGAAGAGAACAACGCCACAGCACUAAUCCAAUGCCCUAUAGACCUUGAACAUUCUACCAUGAAGUCUAUUUCCGAUAGACACAUUCUCUCAGAACAUCAUAACCGCCACCAUGGUGCUGCUGCUGAUACUGCUGAUGCUGCUGACUCCGAUGAAACAAUAUUGGACCAUACUGAGCAUUCAAACGCCCAUCAUCAUCACGUUUCUACGCCAUUGUCACAUCUUUUACUUAUUGGUAUACAGACUACAUUGGCGAUAACGUUGCAUAAAUUACCCGAGGGGUUCAUUACGUAUGUUACAUCAGAAACAAAUAAGAAAUUGGGGUUUCUGAUAUUCAUAAGUUUAAUGUUGCACAAUUUCACUGAAGGGUUCCUGAUGUGCUUACCGCUAUACUAUCUGAUGUCUGCCUCACCUUCUCCCAAAUAUGCGAAGCUUAAGGCAUUUUCCAUCAGUGCAAUUUUGGGUGGCAUUUCGCAGCCGUUAGGUGCUUUAUGUGGGGUAGGGUUCUUGAAAUAUAAUAGGAAGGAAGAUAUUGACCUCGACCAGCUUAAUUUUGUAUUUGGCGUAACUAUGGCUAUUACAAGUGGAUUUUUGACGGUGGUAGGAUUACAAAUGUUCAGUUCCGCCAUUCUGUUUAAUAGAGGGUCGCUGAAUUUUGUCUUGCUCUGGUGCUUGACUGGGAUAAGCUUAAUUGGAUUUUCCAGCGUAUUAACUGCGAAAAUAAACUAG
Molecule: messenger RNA, 1437 nt
Organism: Dujonia railenensis
Lineage: Eukaryota; Fungi; Ascomycota; Pichiomycetes; Serinales; Debaryomycetaceae
Source: the annotation of a GenBank genome assembly